Molecule: messenger RNA, 1203 nt
Organism: Fusarium graminearum PH-1
Lineage: Eukaryota; Fungi; Ascomycota; Sordariomycetes; Hypocreales; Nectriaceae
Exons: 1
Coding region: 1-1203 (400 amino acids)
Source: RefSeq, a predicted model, not a curated record
AUGGGAGACUUACCACAUAUGAGUGACAAGAUUGGAAGUUUCAACCUUUCCUCAAUUCAUCCUGCUGAUCCAGCUUACACCCCUCUUCUUUACCGUCUCCGAGAAGAGACUUUCCAGAACCGAACAACACAACUCAGACACGGUUCCUACCUGAGACGCUUCACGCGAGAUGACUCACUAAACAUACCUGCUGCGAUUAAAGAAAAUUCUGGAAUCGACCUUGACCAAUUCAUGCGUCGAUAUGGAUUGACUGGUUGUGUCGUUGUACAGAAUGGUGCCAUACGCCUCGAAGAGUAUCGACAUGGAAACUCCAAAGCCUCAAGGAACGAUGUGCAAUCUAUCACCAAGUCUGUAGUUUCUACAGCAUUGGUCAUCGCCCAGCAAGAGGGAAAACUGUCCAUCAACGAUCCUGUAUCUCGCCAUGUAGAGGAACUCGAGGGAACUGCGUGGGCAGACGUCCCACUUCACGCACUAUCCUGCAUGUCAUCAGGGGUAGUUGAGCAGUCCGAGGACGAGCGACCAGCUGAUGUGCCAAACCCGAUGUAUGCGACCGAGCUUUAUCCCCAGACCGAUCCGGAUGUUGUUCUCAACUGGCUCAAAACGGCAAGAAAAGUGGCCGAGCCAUGGGAAGAGUUCCAUUAUUACAACCCAAACUACUAUGUACUGUCAACAGCUAUAUCUCGUGCUACAAAAGAGCCCCUUGACGAGUAUAUAUCCCGCACAAUAUGGGAACCGGCUGGGAUGCAGUACGACGGUUACAUACGAACCACAGCCGCAGGUCACGUUGACGGCCACGGAGGUCUCUCAGUUACUCUGACAGACAUGGCUCGUUUUGGGUGUUUUAUCCUUGAUGGGAUGAAAGAAGAAGGAAAAGGACCAAACGUGCCACAUGGUUGGUUUAAGGAUGUCUCUGACGCAAAGUUCAGUGUUGGACCUAGAUCCCUUAACCCCAACAACUUUGUGUCUGGCUUUGGCUACGAAAGUGGUUGGUGGACGACUGGAAGAGGAGAUCCAGAUAAGUAUCAGAUGGGAGAUGACGGUGUUUUUGCGGGUAUCGGCAUGUAUGGACAGGCCAUUUACAUUGUACCCGGGCUGGAUGCCGUCAUUGCUGUUCAGUCUGGAUAUCCCGAGCAUGAUUUUGAUCUCUUUACUAAGAAUGCUGAGCUCGCCACGGAAAUUCUGAAAGUUCUCAGGGAGUCAUAG